Gongylonema pulchrum is the source of this 801-nucleotide messenger RNA. Lineage: Eukaryota; Metazoa; Nematoda; Chromadorea; Rhabditida; Gongylonematidae. The record is from the annotation of a GenBank genome assembly.
AUGAUCGUACCAACAAGCCUGAUGCGCGCCGCAUCGUUCGUGCCAAAAUAUGUGGAUGCAUCGAGGACCAUCUGGGCGAUACGCGACGGUCAUCGUCCCUUGGAUGUUCCAGUGUGUGGCUUCAGUGGCAGAGCUUGUCCGCUCCCGUUCAUACAGCGAUAUCUUGGAAUUGUUAUCAGUGGUGGCGUGCUGGUCACUAUUUCAUCGUUCAUCAUUGUUGCUGUCCUUACCUUGAUUGCUUGGUCUCGAAUGAAGGUUCAAAGGAUGGCAAUGAAACAGUGGCAAAUUCCAUUCAACAACCUAAAAAAGCAAAUCCAAGGGGCUGCGCAAAGCAGUGUACGAUCGUUGCUCAGCAAUGCAAGUGGCUCAGUGAUCACUAGACUCACCAACGAAAGCGCUGUAGCGGCGCUUACGAACGUCUACUUCCUCAACAAUGAAACGGUUUUCACCAGGAAACAUGCUGGGCGAGCGACAAUCCAGAAGAAGGAAAUCAGUGAAAUGUUGAGUGGUCUUGAUGCAAUACACAACUCGAUUCUGGGAUAUCAUGGUCAUUUAACAUCAAAAAAUUGCCUGCUCGACGAUCGCUGGCUCACAAAAAUCAGUGAUUAUGGCUUGCGCACCAUUCGAAUGGCUGAUAAACGCGAAAAAAAAGGUAGCACUUCUGCAUUUAUCCUAUCUACAAUAAAAGUAGCGCUGACUGAUGUGUGUCAAAUGCGUACAGACAUACCUCCUAAAAUCCAAAAGUUUGCACCUCGGUAUCUUCGUAACAGAGCUGCGGUAUCCCAUUUUUUUUUGGAAUGA